UUUUUUAUAUUUUUCAGUCCAUGAUGCUCUUGAGGGUGCAACGGCCAUAGGACUGUAAACCAUGUUUCUUCCAAGGGUGGUUUCACGACUGAACCUGCUUUCCAAAGUGUCUGGUUCAUUGCAGAACCAGAGCCAGGCAUUAUGCAGUGCUGUGCAACACUGUCAUUCUACCCGUUUCAGAGCUCUUCAGUAUUCAAACAGAUGCUUCACUUCAGCUGCUGACAACAAACUUCCACCCAAACUAUGGACACCUCUUGAGCCAGAGUUAGAGGAGGUUCUUGUGCCACGUAAGCUAUCAGUUUCACCUUUGGAAAGCUGGCUUUCUCUGCGCUACUCUCUACCCCCAUUGCUGGAGGCUUCACCUCCUCUGGAGGAAGGUGAGAUUGUGGAAAAAUCCAUGGUGCUGCCUCCAUUUGCGCUGCCAUUACUGGAGGAUGGGGAAAGCUCAACACCACUGAACUGCAAGAAUGUGCUGCAGAUCCGACGAAGGAAGAUGAACAGGCACAAAUACAAGAAGCUGCUAAAACGGACCAAGUUCCUGAGGAGGAGAGUGAAAGAUGUCAGGCGGAAGAAAAAGCAGGUCAGUUAUGUUAGUCAUCUAGACAACAAGAGUAAAUAA
Molecule: messenger RNA, 619 nt
Organism: Sinocyclocheilus grahami
Lineage: Eukaryota; Metazoa; Chordata; Actinopteri; Cypriniformes; Cyprinidae
Product: aurora kinase A-interacting protein-like
Exons: 2
Coding region: 62-619 (185 amino acids)
Cellular component (GO): mitochondrion
Source: RefSeq, a predicted model, not a curated record